This is a messenger RNA of Drosophila suzukii, 1171 nucleotides long. RefSeq names its product Glutaminyl cyclase (gene QC). NCBI's taxonomy places the organism in Eukaryota, Metazoa, Arthropoda, Insecta, Diptera, Drosophilidae. The record is from RefSeq and is a predicted model, not a curated record. Gene Ontology annotation, molecular function: glutaminyl-peptide cyclotransferase activity; zinc ion binding.
UUUUUCUGGCGUCGUUCGCGCUUUAGUGUGUCGCCAAGCUCCAAAGCGUAUAGAUGGGGAUCGGUUCCGUAGUUUUUUCCGCAGCCGGCCUGCUGCUCCUCCUCGUAACGCCCUCGAAACAACAAGCUCCAUCGGGGAACAUUGGAUCCCAGUGGCGCGACGAUGAGGUCCAUUUCAACCGUACCCUGGACUCAAUUUUGGUGCCACGCGUCGUUGGCAGUCGGGGGCAUCAACAGGUGCGCGAGUACCUGGUACAAUCGCUGAGCGGCCUUGGCUUUCAAACGGAAGUGGAUGAGUUCAAGCAGCGAGUUCCAGUUCUCGGAGAGCUUACGUUCGCCAAUGUUGUGGGUACCAUAAAUCCCCAAGCCCAGAACUUCCUGGCUCUGGCCUGCCACUACGACAGCAAGUACUUCUCCAAUGAUCCGGGAUUUGUGGGGGCCACGGAUUCCGCAGUGCCCUGUGCAAUUCUGCUGAACACGGCAAAGACCCUGAGCGGGUAUUUACAGAAAGAGUUUCUAAAUCGCAACGACGUGGGACUUAUGCUCAUAUUCUUCGAUGGCGAGGAAGCCUUUAAGGAAUGGACCAAUGCUGAUUCAGUAUAUGGCUCAAAGCACCUGGCAUCCAAACUGGCUAAAACACGCAGUGGCUCUCAGAGUGCCAGCCAAGUUCAACUGGCCCCACGAAACAUAGAUCGAAUUGAAGUGCUGGUGCUGCUGGAUCUCAUUGGGGCAAAGAAUCCAAAAUUCUCAAGUUUUUAUGAAAACACCCAUGGAUUGCAUUCCAGUCUUGUGCAGAUUGAGAAGUCCCUGCGCUCCGCUGGUCAGCUAGAGGGCAAUAACAAUAUGUUCUUAAAUCGGGUUAGCGGCGGUUUGGUCGAUGAUGAUCAUCGUCCGUUCUUAGAUGAGAAUGUUCCUGUGCUGCACUUGGUGGCCACUCCCUUCCCAGACGUUUGGCACACACCUCGGGACAACGCCGCCAAUCUGCAUUGGCCUUCCAAACGCAAUUUCAACCGUGUUUUCCGUAACUUUGUUUACCAAUACCUAAAACGGCACACGUCUCCAGUGAAUUUACGUUUUUAUCGAACAUAGUUUUGUCUUAUGUCUAAGAUUUAUUAAGCAUAAGUGUAAAGUGUUUUCCGUUAAUUAAAAUGUCCUAAGGCAUGUAAAAUAGA